AUGUAUUUCAUCAUAUUGAGUCUUCUUAUUUUCAAGACUCAAUUAAUCAAAACAGAAAAUGCAAUGAUGCCAGCUAAUGAUCUUGAUUUAGUUUUUGAUCAUAUAUGGAAUGUACGUGAUGACAUGCUUAAGAUCUAUUUUAAUAUAUCAAAUUCAACAUUUAAAUCAUAUCGUUAUUAUUUCUAUGAUCUUCGUCGAUUUGCUUUGCCGGAUUCUAUUAAAUAUUUUCCACGGCAACGUUUAAUUGAUACACAAAAUUCACUGAAUAUUUUUGGUGUACACGAAGAUGAUUAUGUUUCAUGUGUAUCAUUUGUCGAUGAAUAUGAAAAUAUUUUUAGGCCGCGUUAUGGAUGUUAUGAAUUUACAAUAGGUGAAAAAACGAUCGGUUCACAUCAUGGUAGCAAGUCUGGCCAUUUAUCGCCAUUAUUAUUAGCUGUUGCUUUUGUUCUACAUGUAUUUAUAGCGAUUGUUCAUCAUAUCAAAGCAAAACACUAUGCGCGAAAUCUAUUACAACGUUUCAUUGAUGUCAAUCCGAAAGCAUCAAGAAAAGUAUUUAAUAUAAAAAGUUCAUUGAAAAAGCUCGAUCAUCCACGCGUUUCAGUAUCCGUACAGAGACGAUUAUCUCGUGUUUCAGUUGAUGUAGGUGUCGAUGAGAGAUAUAGUAUUGCAACGCAAAGUUCAACUGAUGAUACACCAAUUUAUGUUUUACCUCAUCAUAAUCGAAAAGUUAGUUUAGGCCUCAUGAAAACUAUACCUGAGAGCAUCGCGUAG
This is a messenger RNA of Rotaria socialis, 771 nucleotides long. The record is from the annotation of a GenBank genome assembly. NCBI's taxonomy places the organism in Eukaryota, Metazoa, Rotifera, Eurotatoria, Philodinida, Philodinidae.